Triticum dicoccoides is the source of this 844-nucleotide messenger RNA. RefSeq names its product probable L-type lectin-domain containing receptor kinase S.7. The record is from RefSeq and is a predicted model, not a curated record. Gene Ontology annotation, biological process: protein phosphorylation. Gene Ontology annotation, molecular function: ATP binding; protein kinase activity. The transcript has a single exon. The annotation marks the transcript as partial. NCBI's taxonomy places the organism in Eukaryota, Viridiplantae, Streptophyta, Magnoliopsida, Poales, Poaceae.
AUGUCUCUGCACAAACAAAUAUCAGGGUGGUCAUACAACAAAGGAGUGCCACUGCUUGUGUUUGAGUUCAUGACCAAUGGCAGCUUAGACCAACAUCUCUUCCAAAGAGGCGGCAAUAGCACCAGGCAGCGAAACACAGAUGGCGCCAUCCGGCAAUGGGCAACCCGCUACGAGAUCAUCAGAGGCAUAGCCACCGGCUUGCACUAUGUCCACCACGAGUAUGAGCCCAUGGUGCUCCAUCGCGACAUCAAGGCGAGCAACAUCAUGUUGGACUCGAGCUUCCAGGCCCGCCUCGGCGACUUUGGCCUGGCAUGCACUGUCGCCGUCGAUAGGAACUCUGUCACCGGUGUGGGUGGCACUUGGGGCUACAUCGCGCCAGAGUACCCGGUUUGUCGCAAGGCGACACGGCAAACUGACAUCUACGCGCUUGGGGUGCUUAUCCUUGAGGUCGUCACUGGGCUGCGGGCAUUGGCUGACCACGAGGUGGUGGAUGAUGAUGACAUGCAUAUCACCGAUAGGGUGUGGCGUCUUCACCGUGAGGGGAGGCUACUGGAGUGUGUGGAUGCCAUGCUGACCAAUGGUUCUACUCCAGAGGACGAGGAGCAUCUAAAAAAUACUGGUGAUGUGGAACGCCUGCUCCUCCUGGGCUUGGCCUGCAGCAACCCGAAUCCAUCGGACCGACCAACCAUGCCCGAUGUGGUGCGUGUCAUCACCAAGUCUGCACUACCACCACAGGUGCCUCCUCAGAAGCCAAGAUUUGUGUGGCCGCCGCGGGAAGAGGGACGUUCAGUGGCCUCCGAUGAUGGUAGCACAGAUACAUCUAUGAUGAGUAAUCUCGACAAUA